AUGAUUUCAAGGGCCAACUCUGGCUUCCAAAGUGUCCAUCAAGGGCUUGAGAUGUUUCCUGUCACUGAAGAUAUGGUGUCACAAUCUGUGGAGGUAAACUCUGGCUCAGGUUCACCCUCUAGUUCCCUACUCUUCAAUCUCUCUGUUCUCAAAGACAAGCUUCAUCAGGUGCAGACCCUGGUUGGUGUUAUUCUCUCCCCUGAUCAAAGCCUACCCGAGUCAACUUCCAUAGCCAUAUCAAGCAUGAACUCAACAAUCCAAGAAAUCAUAGUAACUGCCACUUCAAUGAUGUUCACCUGCCAACAGAUGGCUCUCAGUUUCCCUCCAGGUACUACUACCACUUGCAUCAUCAACAAUGAAUUGCACCAGCAACAAUCUCAUCAUCAUGACAAGUUGCCACACUCAAAUUUAGGCAAUAAUAGGGGUGUGCUUAGUAACAUAGGCACAGAUAUUAGAGGUCAGAGUUUAUUUUCUAGUACUGAUUCAGAGGCAUUGGAUUGGUUUGGUGAAAGCUAUAAUAAUAAUAAUAAAAAUAAUAUUAGUUGUAAUAGUAAUAUUAAAUAUAAGCUGAAGGAUGAUGAUAGAAAAACCAAUAAAAGUAGGGGAGGAUUGUGUAAAGGGGAUGAAACUAAUGAAGGUUAUAGAGGGAUUUCACCAAAGAAUUCAGAUAUAAUUGAAUUGGAUGCUGAGGAUUUGUUGGCAAAGUACACUCAUUAUUGUCAAGUAUGUGGCAAAGGGUUUAAGCGUGAUGCGAAUUUGAGGAUGCACAUGAGAGCUCAUGGGGAUGAGUAUAAGACUAGUGCUGCCUUGAGUAACCCAAUCAAGAAUAGAGGGAACUUAGAUUGUUUGGUGAGUAUGAAACCCAAGAAAUAUUCAUGUCCCCAAGAAGGGUGUAGGUGGAACCAAAAGCAUGCCAAGUUUCAGCCAUUGAAGUCCAUGAUUUGUGCUAAGAAUCAUUACAAGAGAAGCCAUUGCCCCAAAAUGUACGUGUGCAAGAGGUGCAACCAGAAGCAGUUCUCGGUGCUUUCUGAUCUGAGGACCCAUGAGAAGCAUUGUGGGGAUCUCAAGUGGCAGUGCUCGUGUGGCACUACAUUUUCCAGAAAAGACAAGCUUAUGGGUCAUGUUGGUUUGUUCGUUGGACACCACCCAGCUAUCACUGGCUUAUCAUACUCAAGCAAAUUAGAGCAGCAGCCAUUGCAAAUGCAGAUCGAUGGUAGUUCAACAUGA
Messenger RNA from Gastrolobium bilobum, 1227 nucleotides. Its product is annotated as protein SENSITIVE TO PROTON RHIZOTOXICITY 2-like. The transcript has a single exon. The record is from RefSeq and is a predicted model, not a curated record. Gene Ontology annotation, biological process: response to aluminum ion; response to acidic pH. Lineage: Eukaryota; Viridiplantae; Streptophyta; Magnoliopsida; Fabales; Fabaceae. The coding region runs from base 1 to 1227 and encodes 408 amino acids.